AAGCGGCUGCAAAACGUAAACAGAGAGAGAGAGAGCGAGAGGAGGAAAAAAGGAAGGAAGAGAGGAAUAGUGUGCUUAUUUUGCCUCUCUCCCUCUCCAGGCCGUAAUAAAAGCAGUAAUAAUGUUUCCCUUGCUAGUGUCUCGCCUCUGGACCGCUGAGCCCAGCAUGGUGGAGACAAGGGAGGAGUCUGGCCUCUCCACUUUGCAGCCUCUCAACCCACCACCGCAUGCCACCACACAGCUCACAGGAGAGACUGAACAACUAGACAAAAAGCCACAACAACAAACAACCACAAACACAGCAGGAACGACAGUAAGGGGAACCAACACCAACAGCCAAAACAGCAACAGCAACCCAACAGGAGACCAGGAGAGCAGAACAGCAGCAGCAGGAGACAGCAGAACAGACGGAAGCACCUCAACAGCACCACCACAGCAGCACAUAGGCACAAUGCAGCUCAACGAGAGAAGAGGAGUGGAGGAGGGCGUAGAAGAGGGGAGGGAUGCGCUGGUGGUGGAGGCACGGGACUCAGGGCCAGUGCUGGAGGUGCUGCGGAAGGACAGGCGGGUGGUGGCGGUGGCGGGCGAUGGCUCCCUCCCCGCCGUGCUGUGUGAGGAAGCCGAGGGGGACCUGCACGAGAAGCCUGACUGGGUGGACCGGGACGUGGAGGCUCUGAGGGAGAUGGUGGAGGCAGAGCCGGGACUCAACUCUCGCCUCGACAAGCCCUUCCUGCUCUCCUUCCUCCGGGCACGAAAGUUUGACUACGACAAGGCAAUGGCCAUGGUCCGCAGUUACUAUCGUGCGCGGCAGGAGAACGCAGACAUGUAUGUGAACCUCGUCCCCUCAGCGCUGGACUCCGUGUGGCCGCUGCGCCUUCAGACUGUGCUGCCCAUGCCGGACCGCCUCGGCCGCACCGUUAUCGUCUUCAGGGCCGGUGCGUGGAACCCCGAGACCGCCGGCUUGGAUGAUGUGUUCCGCUCGCAGGUGGUGGUGCUGGAACAUGUGGUGCGGCUCCCCGUCACACAGCUCCGGGGUGUGGCGGCUGUGGUGGACUGUGCCGGCCUCUCCAUGGCCCACGCAUAUCAGCUCACCCCCACACACAUCAGGCGCAUGAUCUCCGUGAUUCAGGAGGUGUUUCCACUGCGAUUCAAGGCUCUCCACUUUGUGCACGAGCCGGCCAUCUUCGACUGGGUGUUCUCCUUCAUCAAGCCCUUCCUCUCCGACACCAUCAAGGGCAGGCUCCACUUCCAUGGCGAGGACAUGUCAUCACUCCACCAGCACAUCCCUGCGGAGGAGCUGCCCGAGGAGGUUGGGGGCACACAGGGACCCAUGGACAACACCUUCCUCGUGGAGCAGCUGAAGAGGAACGAGGAGUACUUCAAAGUGAGGGUGUCCAGGUCUGCCAGGCUCGGUGUUCCCUGCAAGAAAAAGUCCCGCUUCUGGCUUCCCUUGCGUCCCCGCCGGUGGCUCCGUCAAUAGAGCUGUGUGUGUUUAUUGCACCUCAAGUUGUUCUGGAAACCACUUCCAAUACGGGUUCGAGCCCUGCGAGGAGCCGGCCAGGGCGGGGGGAGUGCUGGAGGCCGUGACAGACAUGGGUUCCCUCCUCGGCAGCUACUACAGGCGCAUCUGCAUCGACUAGUGUUACCGACCGGGCACUGGUGAAGACUAGUGCUGUAGGGGAUGAGGAAGGAGGGGAGAACAAAUAUAUAUAAUGGAUGCAAGAUGGGUGUGAUUGUGUAGUGAUGUGAAGUGUGUGUAUAGGUGUGCACACAAAUAUAUAUAAAGGCUGGAAGAUGGGUGUGAUUGUGUAGUGAUGUGCUCUCUUGUUGUGUCUGAGGUGGUGUGUAUGUGUGUAUAGGUGUGCACGCAAAUAUAUAUAAAAGCUGGAAGAUGGGUGUGAUUGUAUAGUGAUUUGCUCCGUUCUUGUGUCUGAGGUUGUGGAAAUGUAUUGAAGUGAAGUUUAUAUAUGUGUGUGUAGAGGAGACGUGCGUGUUUGUGCGAGAGAUUUAAAGAGUUGUUAGGAUGCUGCUGGUCAUGUUGGCGAUUGUUAUCUUCUUGCCAUUGUUUACCGCUUUGUCUAUUCCAGCAUGUUUUGUGACCACUACCUAACAACCAUGACAACUAUUGCUACUACUAGUCACUGUUGCAAGAGGCUGUGUGGCUCCGUGGUACAAUGUUUUGCUUCUAACAAGGUGAAAGGCAGGGCAAGUGUUUAGUGAAAAAGAAAAGUGUUUGGAUAUUAUAUAAAGCAAAAUGUCUCUGCCGAAUUGACUCAUUGUGGCAUUUACUUCCAAAAGGCUGAUGUGGCCACAAGUGCCUCAAACUCACUCAAAGUCCAGAUAUGGGUUAGUCGCAGCUACAUUGCAAGUGACCAAAUUAGUUUAUCAGUAAUUAAUAUUAAGACAAUCAUAUACUAUUCUUACAAAUUUAUUAUAAUCAGUGAUGAAGCAAACUGACUCAGCCAAAUUGUAGCUAACCUCAUCAUUUUCUUGGAGACAAAUGCCAAAAAGAUGUGUGUGGGGACCUAUUUUUAACCUGGCAGCUGUCUUGUCUCUAUGUUUGAGCAGACAAUGUUUUAGAAUAAUGUAAAAGAUAUUAACCACACACUAGGAGAGAGGGUCACAUGAUGAUGGCAGUGAUGAUUAUGAAGACCCGUUAACUAGGCAACUAAAACUAAAUAGCUUCCUGUCCUGUACCAUGGAGCACCUGACCUUAAACGUUUCGACUACAACCAACAGCAAGGCAACCAUUAUUAACCACCACUACUGCUGUUUCUACUACUACCUUCACUGACCUAGAGACACUAUCAGAAUCAGGAAUACUUAACUUUACUUCUGCUUCUUUCAUACAUAACAUUCUGCUGCUUUCCAUACUGCUGCUGCUGCUGCUUGAAUGGGUCAGCAAUGCCUUAAGAAUGUUCGUGCAAUACUCAGGGACAAUACAAAAGUGUGAAGGAAAUUAUGUGACUGGAUGGUAAAAAUAAAUUGUAUAAUAGGUGUAGUUUAUAUAUUUUUUUUAUAUACUUAGUUAACCAAAAUUGGGAUGUUAAAAUAGUGUCAGAAAAGAGAAGGAAUUGGGAUAUAGCUUCAGGUCAUCUGUGUAACCAAAAUUGGGGUGUUAAAAUAGAGUCAGAAAAGAGAAGGCAUCAGGAUAUAGCUUCAGGUCAUCUAUGUAACCAAAAUUGGGGUGUUAGAGUAAAAAAAGAGAAGGCAUCAGGAUAUAGCUUCAGGUCAUCUAUGUAUGUAUGCUCACAGUUAUGUAGACCAAAUCCGCACACGUGUAUACAUAAGUGUCGGGAGAGGUGUGUGUGCGCAUGUGUAUAUACUUAUAAUACCUACACAACUACCUAUAGCAAUACUGAACAAUGCGAAUGAACUGUUGUCAAUGCAAAUGAACUAUUGAGUGCAGACAAAAGGCGCCAAAGCAACAGGGACAAAACUAAACGUGUAAUUUGCCAGAGAAGAAACUUUACAAAAAAACACAUAUAUACCUCAUGUUUCUUGUUCCUGAAAAGAGUUUAUAUUUACUUUUGUCUUCCUUCUCCUGACGUGUAUCUUGCCCCAGAAGCCGAGGGAAGGAGGUCUAUCGGUUACGGAGUUUAUCCCUCGUUGCAGACCUGAAAAGAACGAACAUUUUUAAGGGUCAAGUUUAGGACAUUUGUUAAAGUCAUCCUUGAUAUUUAACCCGUUAGCAGUGACGGGCCAAGUUUGUGGCUUUACCGUGUACCAGCGAUGGGAUGAUUUUUUCUCUUUUCUUGCUGAGAGGGGGACCUAUAAGAAACAUGGUCCCCACAGCUACCGGGUUAAUUGUUUCUCGUGUAAAGGCUUUAUUCAUGUGAGCAUCAAUAGUGUACAUUUCUGGCAAUCGGAGAGGCGGACGUCUUUUCAUAUUUGUAAAUCAAGGGAGGAAACUGACCUGUAUGUGUGUUUUGUACUUAAAAACAAACAGGGCAGUGUGUAUAUACAAUGCCUAAAGUUUUUAUAUACAUUAGUUAGCAAAGGAUAUGAGGCUAAGGCUGAGACCUUUUUCCUUUAAAUGUCAAAUAUGUAACUUUUAAGAGGGUUUCAACUAUUUUUAAAGAGUUUUAGGCUAAGGCUUCUUUUUACUAUUACAAAUGUAUCCGUGACUGUAGCUAAUACCUGUGGCUGCUCGCCUCUGUUACCCAUGUUAUGUGCAUACUAUCCCUUGCUUCCCUUUCUGUCCCUUCCUGUGUAUAUAUCCAGUUCACUUUCCACUCACCUUCUCCACCAUGCUCCCUCCUUCCCUCACACUCCCUUCCUCUUACUUACAUUCUUCCGUUCAUCCUUUUAUUUCUCCGUAAGCCCCUUCCACUUUCUCCCUCAUGCUCCCUCCUUUCCUCUUACAUUCUUCCUUUCAUUCUUUUAUUUCUUCGUAAGUCCCUUCCUCUUUUAUUCAUUCUCUCCUCCCCUCGGUAAACACACUUCCGUUCCUCCAGGUUCAGGUGUUGGUCGGGAAGCAUAGCCUUUGCAACGGCGCUUCCCUAUUUUGUUUCUCUUCUCAAUCAGUCAAGUUCCUCCGUUGGUGUUCCCUUUUCAUCCACAUCUCAUACACUAUUUUCUUAGCUUCUUUCAUCCAUUCUUCUCCAUCCUCUCCCCCUCUCGGUAGACUCUCUUCCUGCUACUUCCAUUCAUCCUUUCCUCCCCUUGAUGAGUCCCUCCCUCUUACUUCCACUCAUUCAUUCUUUCUUUCCUCCCACUGGUAAACUUGCAUUCCUCCAUUCAUUCUUUCGGUAGACUCUCUUCCUGCUACUUCCAUUCAUCCUUUCCUCCCCUUGAUGAGUCCCUCCCUCUUACUUCCACUCAUUCAUUCUUUCUUUCCUCCCACUGGUAAACUUGCAUUCCUCCAUUCAUUCUUUCGGUAGACUCUCUUCCUUUUGCUUCCUUUCUACCAUUCAUUUCACUUUUUCACUUCCCGCUUCCCCUUCACCCUCUCAUCCCCUCAACACCCAAGCCUUUCCCUUAAUCCGGCUUUAGAUGAACUCCUUCGUCCACAAACCAUCUUCAGCUCUGCCUUAUCAACUUACCCGAAGAACAGACCACAAAUGAUCAUAUAACCCGGGUGUCAGACAUGUACGUCAACACACACUAACAUGCCACUGACUCACUCACUCUCGGGUUGCCCCACAUUGCACUUCAUUAACUUUUCCAGCACAUUCCACAUCUAAGCAGCUCUUUACUUUCAUCUAUAUGCAAUUAGUGGAUAUCCAAUAAGCUUCCUUCCUUCAACUGGUGAGGUGUAAAGGGAUCAGAGCUUAGACAAUAACUUCCGACGGCUGUCAAAAUAAUUCCGUAACUGUAUCAAGGAGUGCAAGGCUUCCAGGAGUUGUUGGCUCUGCUAUGUACGACUUUUGUAAUCUUGCUAAUGGUUGGUUGUUGCCGCUGUGGUGGAGUGUGAGGACAAGAAGGGGAGUGUGUGAGUAUAAGGAUAGGUAGUGGGGUCUAAUGUUGAGGGUAGGUUGUGGAGUCUGUAAUAGUGAGGAUAGAUAGUGGAGUUUGUGGUGAUGAAGUGGGAGUGGAUGUGUGGCAGAAUGUUGGUUGUGAGGUUCAUGAGGUUGAUAGUGAGCUCGUAUUGGUGAUGGUAGAGGAGGUUGAUUGUGAGGUGGUGGUAGUGGAGGUUGAUGAUGAGGUGGUGGUAGUGGAGGUUGAUGAUGAGGUGGUGGUAGAGGAGGUUGAUGAUGAGGUGGUGGUAGUGGAGGUUGAUGAUGAGGUGGUGGUAGUGGAGGUUGAUGAUGAGGUGGUGGUAGAGGAGGUUGAUGAUGAGGUGGUGGUAGAGGAGGUUGAUGAUGAGGUGGUGGUAGAGGAGGUUGAUUGUGAGGUAGAUGAGGUUGAGGGCGAGUUUGUGUUGGUUGUGAAGUUGACGAGGUAGAUCGCGAGCUCAGGAAUUUGCAAGGAUAAGGUAUUGAGGCUUAAAAUAGAUGGUGAGUGUGAGGAUGAGGACAAGAAGGGGAGUGUGAGAGCAUGUAUAAGGCUAGGUAGUGGGGUCUGUUGCAAGGGUACGAAGAUGGAUGUUGUGAAGGGGAGGGGAGCUGGAGGAUGGAUCUGGAACGUCGAAAGGAAGUGGGCGGAAAGGUAGCUAAGCGUGAAGGAUGAUUGAACAUGGAGACAAGGAUUGGAACAUGACAGCUAGGGAGGGUAAGAAGCAUCAAAAGAGAUAGUCAGGUACUUUAGAGCUAGCAGAGUCGGUGGCCAGUGGAGAUUGUUAACUUAGAGGGCAGUGUGCUGGGUGUUAGGAAAAGGGAUUUGUCUAGGAUAGGGUUGAAGAAUGAUUAGACAGUGGUAUGGAAGAUAACUGUGGGUAGUGGGCAGUGGAGAUGAAGGGAAAGUUAGAAGGCAGUGCAAAGUGUUUGGGAGAGAGAUUAGUAAUAAGAGGGAUUUGUCUAGGAUAGGGUUGAAUAAUGAAAGAGUGGUAUGGAAGAUAACUGGGUAGAGGGCAGUGGAGAUGAAGGGAAAGUUAGAAGGCAGUGCAAAGUGUUAGGGGAAGAGAUUAGUAAUAAGAGGGAUUUCUCUAGGAUAGGGUAGGAUAAGGAUAAGAUAGUGGUGAUUGAAAGACGACAGUGGUGUGUGUUAAUGUUACAAAGAGCAACUAUAGCAGCCUCAAGUUCAUCGCAACGCAUCGCCACAAUGUUAAAAAUCUAUACCAAUGCACAAAAAUAAUCUGCGCGACAUUCAAAAUAAGAAAAUGCAAUCCUUAGUGUGAUACUACUUAUAGCCAUGGUUUUUGUAUGUCAAAGAUUUAAAUAGGUUAUCCAUGUGGUGUGUUAUAUAUAUGUUGGACAGAUUGUUCAGAGUUUAUAUAUAAAUAGUGUAAUAAUGUAAUUCACAGAGUAAGGGCGAGUUCAGGCAACUCAUCCUUGUUUACAAAUGUUUCAGUGUUUUAUACAUAUAUAUAAAAAAGUAAUUGUU
Eriocheir sinensis (Chinese mitten crab) is the source of this 6924-nucleotide messenger RNA. Its product is annotated as alpha-tocopherol transfer protein-like. The transcript has 10 exons. The record is from RefSeq and is a predicted model, not a curated record. Gene Ontology annotation, cellular component: membrane. Lineage: Eukaryota; Metazoa; Arthropoda; Malacostraca; Decapoda; Varunidae. The coding region runs from base 122 to 1480 and encodes 452 amino acids. Gene Ontology annotation, molecular function: phosphatidylinositol bisphosphate binding.